GAAAUUGGAUUGGGUUUCAAAGAUAUCUCCUUUAACCCAAUUCAAAUUUCAAACCGUAGUUAAUUUUCCAAAAGAAACAAAGGUAACCUCGUAGGGGAGAGCGCCUGGCUUUGAGCAGAGUGUGAUCAACAAAUAAAAGGGCAGAAGAUUCAAACUUUCUACCGUCUCAUUUUCUUCCGAACCAAACACCACAAUAUUUCUUCGAAACUCCAAAUGGAGGACAAUGAUCCGUGGUUAGCCCCAGACAAGCUUCACCAUGUUCUCUUCUGCUUCUCUUUCACCCUCCUCUUCUCCACAUUAGCCGCCCGAACCCGGUUUCCGUUUCUACGUCGUCACUCUAUUCGGAUCGGAUCCAUCCUCUCUCUCUUAGCCGGCGCAGCCAAGGAGUUCGCUGACGAGCUCGGGUUCUUCAGGUCUGCCGGAGCCUCCGCUAAAGACGCUGCCGCCGAUAUCCUCGGCGUCCUGAUCGGUUCCCUUGUGCUAUAUUUGAUUAAGUACACGACUCGACCCGAGAAUGAGACGGGUCGGAUCAAAGAUGUUUCGAUGGUCUGAUCGGGCUUUUGGGUCAGUAUGGUUAAUGGGGUUGUCUGGUUUUUGAGGAAUAUUGGUGGGUUUGGGUUAGUCGGGGUCGUUGAAGAAGAGGAGUUUGUUUGGAUGGUGAGAAAGUGUGGGAAAAGGCAAGAAAGUGGAGAUUUUGAGUUUGGGAGUGGGAGAAAUUAAGAAGGUUCCACUUAAGUGAGGCAGAAGUUAGGAAAAAAAAUAAGGCAUUUCGCUUUUCAUAGUGGGCAAUCAUUCAAGCAAUUGGUUAACUUUAGGUUUUUCACUGACUUGAAUGGGAUGACAUAUUUGUACUGUGGUACUGAAUUGUUUACCUGAGGAACUACGAUGAUACGUUUUCUGUUGGAUUUCAUUCUGGAUUGUCCCUGGCAAACUUCAGCUUGUUUCGAUUUUCUUGUAUAAAACUUUUGUUUCAACCGUGAUUGUUUAUUUUAGUGAUGAAACAUUUUGCAUUUUCUGUUGUGUUUGGAUGUUAUGCACCUAGUGCUUUACUAAAAGGAACUGUACUUUUUUCUUUUAUUACAUUUUUUUCUCUAAUUGCCUGCAUGGUAUUUAUGUUACAUACGCACGUUAUAUAGGUAUGCACUUGUAUAUAUUUAUGUCUCUGUGUGUGUGCAUUCCAAGCUCAGAAACUUUGAAAGUGAAAUCCAAUAUAAUCAUGUGAAGGGAACCAUGUUCAGUGUUGGUGUUGGUGUCGAAAAUGGAAAAGAUGCAUUCACUGGGGCCUAGGCAAAAGGCCUCCUUAUUGAGUUAGUGGGCUGUCAUUGUAAUUUUCCAUGAGUUUAUUUACAUGUCAAUUGAUGGCACAUGCUAGUUAUGCUAAAAUUGAAAAAUGAGAUUAAAAUGGAAUUUUGCAUUUCAACUUUGAAGGGGACUGGGGAGAAAUAUGACAGAAGAUAGUAAAUUUCAGUCCUUCAUGCACAUUAAGUGAUUACUGGGAUUUUGGGAAAGAAUGAAACCGGUGAACAACUAUA
Molecule: messenger RNA, 1532 nt
Organism: Prunus avium (sweet cherry)
Lineage: Eukaryota; Viridiplantae; Streptophyta; Magnoliopsida; Rosales; Rosaceae
Source: RefSeq, a predicted model, not a curated record